AUGGCCGGACGCAUGCGUGUGUACGUGGGAGGUCUUCCCGAUGAUGCCGACAAGCGUGAGCUUGAGGCCGAGUUCUCCAAGUUUGGCCGCCUCCAGGAUGUGUGGGUCGCCCGCAAGCCUCCUGGCUUCGCCUUUAUCGAGUUUGAGAACGACAUGGACGCUCGCGAUGCUGUGCGUGAGCUCGACGGCCGUGAACUGUGCGGCAACCGCGUUCGCGUCGAGAUUGCUCGCGGUGGUCGCCGUGGUGGCGGCGGUGGCGGUGCUCCGUAA
This is a messenger RNA of Salpingoeca rosetta, 270 nucleotides long. RefSeq names its product Rsf1. Gene Ontology annotation, cellular component: nuclear speck. The transcript is spliced from 4 exons. Gene Ontology annotation, biological process: mRNA splicing, via spliceosome. Bases 1 to 270 code for a protein of 89 amino acids. NCBI's taxonomy places the organism in Eukaryota, Choanoflagellata, Craspedida, Salpingoecidae. Gene Ontology annotation, molecular function: RNA binding. The record is from RefSeq and is a predicted model, not a curated record.